Messenger RNA from Fonsecaea nubica, 1323 nucleotides. RefSeq lists its product as hypothetical. The transcript is spliced from 2 exons. Lineage: Eukaryota; Fungi; Ascomycota; Eurotiomycetes; Chaetothyriales; Herpotrichiellaceae. The coding region runs from base 1 to 1323 and encodes 440 amino acids. The record is from RefSeq and is a predicted model, not a curated record. Gene Ontology annotation, biological process: guanosine tetraphosphate metabolic process.
AUGGAGUCACGCGCAGUCGAAACAGAGACAGGAGCGCAGCUGGCCGAUCAAACAGAAGGUCCUGUGAUCAACCAGUUUCUAGAAGAGUACAAGAGGAGUGGAUACUUGGCCUACGGAAAGCUGACCCGACUCGCCAAAACAAUCGUGGGGGAUGAGCUGAGUCGGCGCAAUAUUAAGCAUGAGCUCUACGACCGGGGGAGAGGGGGCUGGGAUGGAGGAGGGGCAAAGACACCAAAUUCAGCCAGACGAACUAUCCUCCGACGGCAGGCUGAGCGCACCCAGAGGUACGAGAAAGUCGAGGAAAUCGAGAAGGAUAUGCACGAUCUCGCCGGUAUUCGGAUUGCACUUUACUAUCCCAACGAUUUUUCAAAAGUCGAAGGGAUGAUCACCGAGCGGUUUGAAGAAGUGAAGGCGGUCCAGGACUGGCCGGACUCGGAAUUUGGACCACAUCGCUAUCCGAGUCUUGACGCAGAACCUUCUGCACGCACCGACAUCUCUGGACGCAGAAGCAGGUUCCUAGGAUACUUUGCUCGUCAUUACCGAGUUCAGCUGAAGCCGAAAGAUGAUGAUGGCCAAUCGGCAUUGAAAGAUAGGGUCCUGGAGAUUCAGCUCAUGUCGCUGCUAAUGCAUACCUGGUCGAAGAUGCACCACGAACUGAUCUACAAGCCGCAGGAAGGACUCCCGGAAGUCGACGAAGAUGACGAGCGCCUUGUCGAUGUAUCCAAUGGAAUCAUCAUUGCGGGAGAGCAGCUCUUACGGCACAUCCAGAUCAGCCUCGACAGGAAGAAGGCGCGGGGAUCUCUCCCAUUCAAGAAUGAGGAAGAUUUCCUAAGCUACCUGCGGGAACAGCGUUGGAAAGCAGGGGCCCGCUCAAGUGAGCAGUACCUCAUGGCGCGCAGUGGUUAUAACAUGGACGGGAUUCUCUAUCGCUCACUUCGUGCGUAUGGACUAAAUACCCGCGAGAAGAUCGAUUGGCUACUUGAAAAGGUUGACAGACCCACUCAUGAAAGCGAAUUUCUCCUUAUCACCUUGGCCAACUCGGAAUGGUUUAGAGACCGCGAAGCCUCGACGCUGCGGCUUCCGAAGUCGGACAGACGCAAUCCGUCCCGGCCUUACGAAGCGCUCAACCGAGAUGAAGCGACACGACUAGUGCGCUACUAUGCAUGGCUCAUCAGUAGUGCCUUGAGGUGGCAGGAGGUCCCGGAAAUGGCCUUCCGUGGAUAUGCGCCAUACAACGACAACCUCCCUUCUGGGGAGGAUUUCCUCCAGAUCCUCCAUCCGAAGAGCCAGGGACUACUCAAGGCAGACACUGUUGCAUGUUGA